Phanerochaete carnosa HHB-10118-sp is the source of this 1941-nucleotide messenger RNA. RefSeq lists its product as uncharacterized. The coding region runs from base 106 to 1734 and encodes 542 amino acids. Lineage: Eukaryota; Fungi; Basidiomycota; Agaricomycetes; Polyporales; Phanerochaetaceae. The transcript has 15 exons. Gene Ontology annotation, molecular function: iron ion binding; oxidoreductase activity, acting on paired donors, with incorporation or reduction of molecular oxygen; monooxygenase activity. The record is from RefSeq and is a predicted model, not a curated record.
AGUUUGUUGCCUCUUUAUUGCUGUUUCCAAUACCACUCGGGCGGGACAGAUUGCAGCGCGGGUAUUUAGCCCGUCGAUCAGCAUACUACCCACUACCCUCCCAUCAUGACUUCGUCGCUUCAGCUCAUACUCUUGGCGGCCCUCGCAUGGGCCCUAUGGAGGCUCUUCCGCACCUUCGUCAUUCGCUCACCUCUCGACAACAUACCCGGUCCACAGCGCUCUUCCUUUUGGACAGGAAACAUCAAAGACUUAUUCAAUCGCCAUGGCUGGAAUUUCCACGAUACGAUUGCUCAGCAGUACGGACCUGUUUCGAAGGUGUAUACGGCAUUCGGCGGCCAGGGCCUAUACGUCUAUGACCCCAAGGCUCUGAAUAGCAUCAUAGUCAAAGAUCAGUACACGUACGAGGAGCCGACAUGGGUUAUCAAAUGGGGUCAUAUGAUACUCGGACCAACGUUGUUUGCAACGCUAGGCGAACACCAUCGUAAACAGCGUAAGAUGUUGAACCCUGUCUUCUCCACCGCGCACAUGCGACACAUGACAUCAAUUUUCUACAACGUCGUCCAUCGCCUGAGGGAAGCCGUCUCUACCAAGAUUAACGACAACUCUGGAGAAGUCAAUGUCAUCGAGUGGACGUGUCGCACAGCGCUUGAGCUUAUUGGGCAGGGCGGCCUUGGGUAUUCGUUUGACCCGCUCGUGGCAAGCUCCACGAAUGACUUCGGUGUCGCUCUCAAAGAGUUCAUGCCUACAUCGUUUUCACUGCAUAUCUGGCGCACGCUGACGCCGUACCUCACGUCGUACAUUCCCAUUGCAAUCCGCCGGCAGAUCAUCAGAUGGGUACCGCACAAGAAUGCACAGAAAAUGCGCGCGAUCUCAGAGACGUUGGCGGCCCACUCUAGGGGGAUAUACGAGCAGAAAAUGGCUGCACUAGCCCGAGGUGACGACGCCGUCGUACAUCAGAUUGGCGAAGGGAAGGAUGUUUUGAGUAUUUUGAUUCGAGCAAACAUCUACGCUUCCGAGGAAGACAGGUUACCCGAAGAAGAGAUCAUUGCUCAGAUAUCCGGCCUCGUUUUGGCCGCCACAGAUACCACAUCCAACGCCCUUGCACGGACGCUCCACCUCUUAUCUGAACGUCAGGACGUCCAGGAUAAGGUCCGUGCGGAGCUCGUGCAGGCGUCCCCCGACGGCGAGCAUAUCCCGUACGACCAGCUCGUCGACCUCCCCUACCUUGACGCAGUGUGUCGCGAGACGCUACGUCUAUACCCUCCUGUCGCUUUCCUCGGUCGCGAGACGCGCAACGAUAUCGUCAUGCCACUCUCAGAGCCCGUGCAGGGCCUCGACGGCAGACUCGUCAACGAGAUCCUUGUGCCAAAGGACACGCCUAUCUUCAUCUCCAUCUGGGGCUGCAACCGCAACCCGGCGAUCUGGGGCGAGGACGCGCUGGAGUGGAAGCCGGAACGCUGGCUGACGCCGCUUCCAAAGGCACUCGGCGAGGCACAUGUGCCUGGUAUCUACGCGAACCUUAUGACAUUCCUCGGUGGCGGGAGAGCUUGUCUUGGCUUCAAGUUCUCUCAGCUGGAAAUGAAGGUCGUGCUGGCCGUCAUGCUGCACUCCUUCCGCUUCCACCCCAGUGACAAAGAGAUUUAUUGGAACCUCGCUUCAGUCAAUUACCCUAGCGUAGGGAAGGAGAGCACGAAAGCUGAGAUGCCGAUGAAGGUGGAAGCUAUUCAAGUCUAACCUUGUCUUGUAAUCUAAGCGGGCUUUGGUGAUCUUUCUAUGUCGUUGGCUCUUUUCUGUGGUGCGGCAACGAUUUGACAAUUUCUAUGUGCCGCAUGACGCGAAAUUCGACAGCGGACCGCGGCGCGACUUCAGCUGACGGCACGCGAAUUUUGUAUUUACUAGUACGGCGGUUUUAUACUGUGUUUUAGUGCCGUUUUGCACCGG